Ricinus communis (castor bean) is the source of this 1132-nucleotide messenger RNA. RefSeq names its product ras-related protein Rab7. Gene Ontology annotation, molecular function: GTPase activity; GTP binding. NCBI's taxonomy places the organism in Eukaryota, Viridiplantae, Streptophyta, Magnoliopsida, Malpighiales, Euphorbiaceae. The coding region runs from base 214 to 834 and encodes 206 amino acids. The transcript has 7 exons. The record is from RefSeq and is a predicted model, not a curated record. Gene Ontology annotation, cellular component: vacuolar membrane.
AACUUUCUGAAAAAAAUUUAUUCCUUUAAAAAAUAAAGAAAUAAAAAUAAAAAUAAAACAAAUAAACAGAGCUUUUCUUUUCUUCGUCGUCUCCUAGUAGCAGUAGAAUCCACCCAAGUACUUGCACAAUCGAAGUUUCUCCUACAACAAACAACAAAAGGAAACCCUAAGGCAGGUCGAUCAAAUUCAAAUCAAUUCAAUUUCAUCAGAACUAUGCCUUCACGUCGUAGAACUCUUCUUAAGGUCAUUAUUCUCGGCGACAGCGGGGUGGGAAAAACUUCUUUGAUGAAUCAAUAUGUAAAUAAGAAGUUUAGCAAUCAAUACAAGGCAACAAUUGGAGCUGAUUUCUUGACUAAGGAAGUUCAAUUUGAAGAUAGGCUCUUCACUUUACAGAUCUGGGAUACAGCUGGCCAGGAAAGAUUCCAGAGUCUUGGUGUUGCUUUCUAUCGUGGUGCUGAUUGCUGUGUUCUCGUAUAUGAUGUUAAUUCAAUGAAGUCAUUUGAUAACCUUAACAACUGGAGAGAAGAAUUCCUUAUUCAGGCAAGUCCUUCAGAUCCAGAGAAUUUCCCAUUUGUUGUUCUUGGGAACAAGAUUGAUGUGGAUGGUGGAAAUAGUAGAGUGGUUUCAGAAAAAAAGGCAAGAGCUUGGUGUGCAUCAAAAGGGAAUAUUCCAUACUUUGAGACCUCUGCCAAAGAAGGCAUUAAUGUGGAAGAAGCUUUCCAAUGCAUAGCAAAGAAUGCCCUGUUGAGUGGGGAAGAGGAAGAGAUAUACUUGCCGGACACCAUUGAUGUUGGAACCAGCAGUCAGCCUAGGUCAACUGGAUGCGAGUGUUAAAUUGUGGGUUGAUUUUUCAGCAUCAAUAAAGUACCUUUACAAGUGUUAUAAAUGAUUUGGCCUCUUUUUAGCUGUUUCUAUUGAUAUGUAUGAAGGCAAUACUGUACAUUAGUGUUUGUGGGAAGCAAAUUCGUCAAAUGGUGCCAAUUCUGGGUGCCUGUCUGUAAUACUGUUUUAUUUGUUCAGGUUGUGUUUGAUUUCUUGUUAGGCACUAUCUCAUUAUUGUGCACUAGUCUUGUUACUAUAGUGUUUUGUUUUCUUAUUUAUCAUUUAUCAAGAUACUCGAGAGUUCCUUCCA